Jaculus jaculus (lesser Egyptian jerboa) is the source of this 1164-nucleotide messenger RNA. RefSeq names its product phospholysine phosphohistidine inorganic pyrophosphate phosphatase (gene Lhpp). Gene Ontology annotation, cellular component: cytosol. Lineage: Eukaryota; Metazoa; Chordata; Mammalia; Rodentia; Dipodidae. The record is from RefSeq and is a predicted model, not a curated record. The transcript has 7 exons. Gene Ontology annotation, biological process: dephosphorylation. The coding region runs from base 23 to 835 and encodes 270 amino acids. Gene Ontology annotation, molecular function: inorganic diphosphate phosphatase activity; phosphatase activity.
CCAGAGUGCGCCGAGGGACGCUAUGGCCGCGUGGGCCGAGCGACUCGCCGGCGUGCGUGGGGUGCUGCUGGACAUCUCGGGCGUGCUGUACGACAGUGGCGCGGGCGGCGGCGCCGCGAUCCCGGGCUCCGUGGAGGCGGUGGCGAGGCUGAAACGUUCCCCGCUGAAGGUGAGAUUCUGCACCAAUGAGUCGCAGAAGCCCCGGGCGGAGCUGGUGGGGCUGCUUCAGCGGCUGGGAUUCGACAUCUCAGAGGGAGAGGUGACCGCCCCGGCACCGGCCACCUGUCAGAUCCUGAAGGAGCGAGGCCUGCGGCCACACCUGCUUAUCCAUGAUGGAGUCCGUUCAGAAUUUGAUCACAUUGACACUUCCAACCCAAAUUGUGUUGUGAUAGCAGAUGCUGGCGAAGGCUUUUCCUACCAGAACAUGAACAAAGCCUUCCAGGUGCUCAUGGAGCUGGAGAACCCUGUGCUCAUAUCCCUGGGGAAAGGACGCUACUACAAGGAGACCUCUGGCCUGAUGCUGGAUGUCGGCGCCUACAUGAAGGCUCUUGAGUAUGCCUGUGGUGUGGAGGCCGAAGUGGUGGGGAAACCCUCCCCUGAGUUCUUCAAGUCGGCCUUGCAAGCAAUAGGGGUGGAAGCUCAUGAGGCCAUCAUGAUCGGGGACGACAUUGUAGGCGAUGUUGGCGGUGCCCAGCGGUGUGGAAUGAGAGCGUUGCAGGUGCGGACUGGGAAGUACAGACCCAGCGACGAGCACCAUCCAGAAGUGAAGGCUGAUGGGUAUGUGGACAACCUCGCUGAGGCUGUGGACCUGCUGCUACGGCACCUGGACAAGUGACAAGCCUUCAGGACGGACCCUGGCCUCCUCCCAUCAUCGCCCCAGGGCCCUGGUAGUCCUGCCCUCUGCUGGCUUGGGCAGGUGAGGGCACUUCUAGGCUGGCCUUAUCCCUGGGCCAGUCAGCCAUCCCUUUCCCAUGGCUUCCCUCUGCCAACCCAGCCCCUUUCCUCCCCCCUCUCUCCUCCCCAGCCUCGAGGAAGAGGCUUGUUCCCUACCUCUCACCUGUUCCCCUGUAUGGUCCAGGUCAUGGCUCCCCAUGGUGACGUCCAAGGGAGUGGGAUGGACUGUCUGGCCUUCAAAGAAUAAAGCCCUUGGGAUACCAUCUGGAA